Photinus pyralis (common eastern firefly) is the source of this 1754-nucleotide messenger RNA. Its product is annotated as carotenoid isomerooxygenase-like. The transcript has 13 exons. Bases 61 to 1659 code for a protein of 532 amino acids. Gene Ontology annotation, molecular function: carotenoid dioxygenase activity; beta-carotene 15,15'-dioxygenase activity. The record is from RefSeq and is a predicted model, not a curated record. Gene Ontology annotation, biological process: retinal metabolic process; carotene catabolic process. Lineage: Eukaryota; Metazoa; Arthropoda; Insecta; Coleoptera; Lampyridae.
UGCGAAUAGGAGGGGUACUGAAACAGUUCUGUGAUUGAAUUGAUCAGUUUAAGUAAAAACAUGACAACGAAUUUUUAUCCCAAUUUUAACGACACUACGUGGUAUCGUUCCUGUCGCAGGGAAAUCAUUGAUCCAAUCUAUGGGGAAGUGUCAGGCACCAUUCCAAACUGGUUAAACGGUGUGCUAAUUCGCAAUGGAAUGGGGUUAUUUGAAUUUGGUAAUUCCGAAGUGGACCAUUGGUUUGAUGGGAUGGCCUUAUUGCACAGAUUUGAAUUAAAAGAUGGGGCUGUUUCGUACCAAUGCCGUUUUUUACAAUCGGAUAUAUAUAAACGAAGUACGACAGCUAAUCGUCUUGUUUUAACUGGCUUUGGAACAAAAGCUGUACCGGAUCCUUGCCAAACAAUUUUUAGUAGAAUAACAUCGAUAUUCAAUUGUGCUAAGGACGUCCGAGAUAAUGCCGCAAUCUCUGUAUAUCCAUUCAAUGACGAAAUAUACGCGUUUUCCGAAGCAGGAAUAAUUUGCAAGGUGGACAAGGGUAACUUGGAAACCGGAACAAAAAGGGAUCUUACAGCACGUCUUGCGAUUGUAACACACACUUCCCAUCCUCAUGUCGUAGAAGAUGGGACUGUUUACAAUUUAGGCUUGUCGUUCUCGAGAAAAGGUGCUACCUAUCACAUUGUAUGUUUUCCGAAUGACAAAAACAAUGACCAGGACGCGAUGUUUGAAAAAGCGCAGGUGGUUUCGACAGUUCCUUCGAAAUGGAGGUUACUUCCAUCUUACAUGCACAGUUUUGGGUUAACGGAACAUUAUUUCAUAAUCAUUGAGCAGCCGUUUACUAUAAACAUCCCCAAGAAGGUGUUGAGCAGUAUUUUCUCGAAAACACCAGUGCACGAUGUGUGUAAAUGGCACAAGGAAGCCGAGACACAGUUUCUUGUUGUAAGUCGAAAAACAGGACAAUUGGUAAAAACAUUUUAUGCCGACGGAUUCUUUUACUUUCAUACCAUAAAUCAGUAUGAAGAUAUGAAUCAUAUUGUAAUCGAUAUUUGCACGUAUAAGGAUAGUUCAUCAAUUGAUAAAUUCUACAUCAAGGCACUUAAGAAUGCCCAAAGUGAUUCAAAUUUUAGAGAUAGUGUUAAUAGCAGCCCGCAAAGAUUUGUUUUGCCUUUAUUUACCGACGGAAAAUUUGGGGAUAACCAAAACUUUGUAAAAAUCCCCGUCUCUAAUGCUAAAGCGUUUGUACGGGAUGAUGGAAGUGUACAUGUUGAACCUGAAUCCAUUUGCAGGCACAAUUGCGAAUUACCAACUUUUAACUACAAUAAAUGUUUAGGUAAGAAGUACAGAUUCUUUUAUAGCCUCACCUUGUGCACAGAUGCCACUAUUCCCUCAUCGUUACUAAAGACGGACAUCCAGAAUAGAACUAGUCAAGUAUGGUCGGAACAGGGUGCCUAUCCCAGUGAGCCAAUCUUUGUUUCCAAACCGCACGCAAAGGCCGAAGACGAUGGAGUAAUUCUAUCGUCCUUAAUUUACGAAGAAGAUGACCGGCGUGUUGGUUUGUUAGUUUUGGACGCGACAACGUUUGAAGAAUUGGGCCGCGUUCAGUUCGAGACGUUCAGUGCUGUUCCCAGAACUACACAUGGGUGGUACUUUCCAAACGAUUAGACGCAGUUAUCACACUGUCGCAGCUGUUAAGGCCAAAAUAAGGAGUUCUUCGACACAAUAAUCAGCAGAGGGAGGUGCUAAGUGCAGUCGUCACA